Messenger RNA from Periconia digitata, 2052 nucleotides. NCBI's taxonomy places the organism in Eukaryota, Fungi, Ascomycota, Dothideomycetes, Pleosporales, Periconiaceae. The record is from the annotation of a GenBank genome assembly.
CCCUGCACAAGUGGCUUUCUGGAACAUUGCGUGGAACGGUCUCUGUCUUUUUUCGCCAACCUCAGAUCACUGCCAACCAUGUUCUGGAAGAACGCUCUCCUUUCCUUGGCGUCGAUCGCAUGGGUGGCUGGAUGCGCAGCUUCGAAUUUGAGGAUUACCGAGGAUUUAUUUUCCUUUGGGGGGGUAAAUUUUCCGCAGUUGCAAUAUCUGGCACCGUCAUAUAGAGACAAGAUUAUUCGGAAGGUUGUCGAAUCGAAUGCUAGGGUUAUUCGACUGUUCAUUAAGGGAGAUGCUCAACACUCGGAUCCCGAGCCCACUUUGGGGGAGUUCGAUAAAGAUAUGCUUGACCGAAUAGACGACACUUUGGCACAAAUCUAUCAUAUAUCAAAAGGCACCGUCAAGGUCAUCAUUGUGCCUCAUGAUGCGCAUUCUCUCCGCGGUACAGACGACUCGCCAUGCGAUGCCUACUGCAAAGAACUCGAGGGGUAUUUCCUCGAUUUCUAUAGCGUUGAGAAAUAUCGAGACUUGUACAAGACACGUCUAGAAGUGCUCUUUAACCAUUACCCAUCUAGAAACUUUGGAGGUAGAUCCUGGAGUGAACUAAGUGAAGUGAUCAUGGGAGUCGACGUGCAAAAUCAGCCAUGGGCGAACAUCCACCCCAUUGUAGCAGGAGAAGCCUGGCUCUGUAUAAUGGCAACCUACCUCAAAGAUACCCUCGGCCUAGGCAAAUCCAACAUCGCUGUAAUCACAGGCGGAAUCUCUGGCCCACAAUCUCUAACCCGCAACCAAAAUUUCCCCGACUCAGCCCUCGAUUGUCCCGCCGUAGACAUCAUCGGCAUCCACGGCUACUUCGCUCAAAAGGAAGACUUCACCGCCACAGCCGGAACCCCCUGGGCGCAACUCCUCCUCCCAGGAAACACCCUCACGGCUCGAGCUCACAAACAAAACAAACUCCUACUCGUCGAAGAAUGGUCCUACCAAAACACCCCCUUGGGCCUCACCUACAAAAAACAAGCAAUCUUCGACCAAGCAAACGCGCUCAACCACCGCGGGAUUCCAUGGCUCUACUCACACAUCACAUUCCUGGACAACGAAGGCACGACCUCUCAAAUCAGCAUCGAGCGCGACCCAGAUAUCGCCGCCAUCGGCGCCCUCCAAAACGCACUGACCCGCGCAGCUACAUCGCGCUCGUACUUUAACUGGACGACUUACAUGGACGCUCCUCCACCUUCUUUACUCUCAAACCAUACCCUCAUUCCUAUGAACCCGUACAUUCCCGACCGCUCGUCCUGCCUCAUCGGCUGUGAGGGCUUCCUCUGCGAUUCAGCGGACAGCUGUGCGCCGUCCCUCAUGUGCAAGAAUUCCAUCUGCCAGGUCCCUUCUGAAUCCCAACCCGGUAAAAUCGCGGAUUCUUGCAACAGCAAGAAACCAUGUCUUUCACAUCUUCGCUGUGGGAAGGACGGAACGUGUCAGGAAUGCAGAGCGCGCGCGACUAUUCCGCCUGAAGAUUUCAGGAGGAAAGUUGUGUUUAACAAUCCGCAUGGAAAGUUUGGACAGUGCGAAUUAGAUAUCAAGGAUCCGUUCAACGAACUCGAGAUUUGCGUUGCUCCGCCUGCUUCACCGUACAUCCCUUCUUCUUCUUCAGCAACCCAGGAAGAAGUCGAAAAGGCGUUGGAGAAAUACCCCUCAAACCCCUGCACGAAUCCAACCCACUGCUCCGCAAACGAAUACUGCUCCUGGGGAUCCUGCGUUCCCUGUUCUUCGCUACCUCCCUCCUCUUCCCCCUCUUCACCAUUUGUAGAAGGUUGUCUGGGCAGCCCCUGCACCUCCUCGCAGCGCUGCAAAACAGGGCUCUGCAGCGUCCAUGGGACCUGCGAUUACCCAGCUAAACCACGUAAAUUGAGUACGGGUGGCAAGCAGUACGACACAUGGAAGAGUAGGAAGGGCGCUGGGUAUGGCAAAGGAAAAGGAAGUGGACCGAAUAAGGUCUGGGAUGUUCCUGUCAGGGUGAAGAUUCCCGAGGAGGAAGUCAAGGCAACGGGGACGGCUUGA